AUGCUUACAUCUUCUCCUUCCUCUUCUACUCCCUCUUCUCCAAGCAUGUUCCACCAAAACCUUGUCCAAAAAGGUCCCGCCGUUCCCCCAGCUGCUCUAAAUUACAUUUCUGAAUUGGACAACUUGAUUUACGCCCUUUCGCUCCUCCCCAACGUUCGGCGUCUGACCAUCUACAAACAACUUCCCUCCAAAGAUUCCAUACCAUGCAGAGAACUCUACCGUCUCUUCUUCCCCCACAUCGGCCAGCUCUUUCCACAGCUCGGAGACCUUUCCUUCUUCUCUGAACACGUCCCUCUCGAGACCUUUCUUCCUCGGCUUCCUCGUCUCCGCAAACUGCGAUUUACGGGUUUCUCGCCCACGUCGCCUACCAGAACCUUAGACGUACUCGGCGCAUUAAAGUUCCUUGAUACAUUGGAAUUGGUUGGUCCGCCGCCUGGAAUGAGCUAUACAAACAGAAACAGACAAGCUUCUGACUCUCUUGACUAUUUGCUAACCCCAACUCGCCAUCGCCAUGGCACGCAGGUACUACUCUCCAUCACGCCAGAAGUCGUUGCCGGUUUGAAACCACUGAAACACGUGGUCAUUCACGAGAUUAAGGAAAUAUACGACACCACCCCCUAUCAUGCUGCUUCCCACCUCCCUCCAGCUUCAACAUCUUCUUCCCGCUCAUCCACAACCCCUGGUAUAUUCCUCACUUCCACUUUUCUCUCCGCAUUAUAUCGCUCCCAUGUUUCCAGCCUCAUCUCGCUCAAAAUCCACUCUGAUAUCCCCCUUUCAUCUACCACACUUGAGGCACUGCGAUUAUUAUUGUCCACUUCGACCACACUCAAGGAGUUAGUGCUCGUGUGGCCAAUUCCUCCAGACAUGGACAUGGAUUAUAUGGAUUUGUUUGAGCAUCUCCCGCCGAGUCUGCAAAAAUUAAGUCUGUGGGUUGAGUUGUCGCCUGAUGUGCUCGCCAUCUUGGCUGCGCUCAUGAAGAUAUUUGUGCCUAACACCAUCAACGACAACGACAACAACGGGCUAAAUAGAAGGGUCAGGUAUUCGGCGUUGAAGAAGAUAGUGUUACUGGUACCAAUAGCGGAACCACGACAUGAUCGAGGAGGUGCAAGUGGGAGAUUCGGAAUGUAUUACAACCGCAAGAUUCUCGGGUCUGGAACUGCUUGGAAAAGUCUCAGCAAUCACGCAAUACGUGCAGGGCAGAAUGGCUGCACAGUAGACUGUGAAGACAGCAGAGUACCGUCCCAUGGAGAAAAUUGUGGGAGUAGGGUUUUGAGCGGGAAUACAUGUGCCCCAGAAGAAGAUGACGAUGCAUUUCAGCGGGGUAUUGAUCAGGCGUUGGCUAGAUUAGAAAACGCUGGGAUAAAGGUAUCUGUUGAAUGGGGACGGUGUCCGAGUUGCUUGCAUGAGGACUAA
Messenger RNA from Xylona heveae TC161, 1413 nucleotides. RefSeq lists its product as hypothetical. NCBI's taxonomy places the organism in Eukaryota, Fungi, Ascomycota, Xylonomycetes, Xylonales, Xylonaceae. The transcript is spliced from 2 exons. Bases 1 to 1413 code for a protein of 470 amino acids. The record is from RefSeq and is a predicted model, not a curated record.